AUAGCGUUUCACUUAUUACAACGAACACAGGCCACGGAAACAAUGGUUGAGCGUAUAGAGCUUAAUUAAUAGCUAACCUAAAUGCUUCGAAGGAAAGUUCAUGGCUGUAGUAAGGACGCGACCUACUCUGUACGUAUAGGAUUAUGACCUAACCGUCAUCUGUGUCUUUUAGCAAGCAACUUAUAAUGACCGGUAAUAGAAAAGCUUGAGAGGCUCCGGGGGACCGUGGCCAGCAGGGUCGCGUCUCCCCGGAGAACUUUUACACGAAAUGAACACAGGAAGCAUACGCGAACUGGCGGCGGCGACGACGGUCCGGCAUACGCAAAUGGACCCGUCGGGGCCCCCGCCCUUCACCCAUUCUCGGCUCCGCGGUUACGCUAGCAGGGUCGAAGGCCUGCUAGACCCCAAGGUGGUCCUCAGCACCUCCGUCGCCCUCACCAGCGCCGGCCUAGCCGACCCGCUGCCGCACACCUCCUCCGGAUCAGCCAACAUCUCGGGAGCAGGCGGCACCGCAACAACAGCUGCAGCAGCAGCGGGUGGUGGUGCUGGCGCCAACAGCAGCAGCCCCCUCAUGCAACAGCACCACCACCAGCAACAGCAGCUAGCCGCUGCAGCCCACGCACACUUCGCCUCGCCCUCCUCACCCCAGCUAGGCGUCCUCCCAACCGCCGCGGCUCCUACCACCGCCGCCGCCGCCAGCGGCCCCGGCGGCCACCUGGCAUCCUCCAUGCUGGCGUCACGCUCUCCGCACAUGCAAAUGCUGCCGCCGUCUCCCCAGCAAACCGUCACCACGGCCGCCUCAGCCACCCCGCCGCCACCCUCUCCUCCACAGCAGCAACAACAGCAGCAGCUGCCGCUGCCGCCGACGGCGGCCUGGCCGCCCUCACCCCAGCCCGCAAGCACGGAGGACCUGGCGGCGGCCCUGUCGCAAAUCCAAAACCUCAAAGCGGAGAUUGCGGGGGUCGAAACGGUGCUCGGCUACCUCAAGGGCUCCGAAACCGCCGCCACCACCACCACCAUGGGACGUAAGGCCCACAAACUGCCCUCCCAGGAGCAGCUCAGAGCGCGCGCGGAUGCGUUGGCUGCCAGUAAGGCCGCUGCUGCCGUACGACUCAACCCCCACCCCCACCACCCCCAUCACGGCAGCGAUGCGGUGUUGCUCAUGCCGCUGAGGGCAAGCACGGGACAAGGCGUUGGCAUCGGCAUUGGCGGUGCCGGUGGGGGUGGGGGUGGGGGCAAUGGGGUAUCCCCAGCGCGUGCGCGCUCCGCUGGUGAAGCCGGCGGAGCGGGCGGCGGCGGUGGCGCCAGCGCCCCCGGCGUGUUCGACGUGUUAUCCGCGGAGACGAAGCUGGGUCGCACGUGGCGGCUGCCCCGCGGCCCGCAGCCGGUGGGUCGCGGCGAGGCGGUGAUCCUGGAGGCGGCGCUGGACGAGGCGCUGCCGCCGGGAGCCAUCACGGCAAAGUACGGCAGCGGCGGCGCGGCGGCGGCUGCGGCGGCGGAGGCGGCGUUCUGGGGUGAUGGGGACGUACGGCGGGACUUUGACAUGCUGGUGAUGGUGCAGCGGGAGGUGGCGCGGCAGGUCGCUGGCCAGUGUGUGGAGCGGGGCCGGGUGAUAGAGAAGCUGGCUGACCGGCAGGCGGAGAUCUUCACCGCCAUCACCGCGGGCGCCAAGUCGGCGGGUGAGGCGCAGCGGGGCAUGGCGGAGCAGCUGGCGGCGGUGACGGCACGGGCAGCGGAGCAGGCCUCCGAGCUGGCCUCCCUGCGCUCCGAGCUGGCGCUGCGCGGCGCUGCGCUGGAGGACGUGCGCGGGCAGCUGGCGGAGGCCACCACCGCACACGAGCACUACGUGUGGGAUGCGGAGCAGGAGGUGGAGCAGCUGCAGGCGCAGGCGGAUAUCCUUGCCGCCGAGGUGGAGCACCUGCACAUGCGGCUGGGCGAGGCGGUGGCGGAGAAGGACGCGGCGCUGAGUCGCGGGCUGGCGCGGCUGGAGGGCGACCUGGCGGCGGUGACGGACGAGCGGGACGACCUGGCGCAGCGGAUUCGCUUCCUGGAGAGGCAGCUGCACAAGCUGCGCACCGAGAUGAACGCGUGUGUGGCCACCCGGGCAGUGGAGGUGCAGACGGAUCCGGUGGAGGGCUGGGAGCACAGGGAGGAGGAGGAUGUGCCGGACGACAACAGCGACACGCCCUCCCUGGCUGAGAUUCGCGCUCGCUACGCGGCGCACGGCUACGGCGCGCUCACCCCCGAGGAGCGCGUGCGGCUGGGUUUGCCGGCGCACAUGGACACGGAGGGCGGCAGGGAGGCCAAGGGGCGCAAGCGGAGGAGGGCGCUGGGGCACUUCCAGGGCCUCAUCUCCACCGACAGGCCGGGUCGUGUUCGCGGGUUGCAGUGGACCAUCAACGCGAUAUCGGCCAUGUACUACGAUAAGGUGCACGCCGACACGGUGAGCGACCGCGAGGGCAACCCGCGACCCCGCCUAGCCGAGUUCGCGGUGGAGUGGCACAUGACGCGAUUCGGGCUCCGAAACUUGGCGGAGCUGAAUCUGCUGGAUCUCAUUGCGAGUGUACGACACCACUACAAGACGUCCGUACGAGUGCGCUGGUUUGGGCAGUUCACGGGCCUGGUUGAGGUGGGCGACCAGGUGGACACCACCCCGCACCUCUCCUACUACCUCGCCUGCCUCACACACCUGGCAGCACCCUCCUCGCUCACCUCGCUAUUCCCCGACACGGGAGGCGAGGAGGGAGGCACGCCGCCGGUGGCGAUCAAGGCGGCGGCGCUGCCCGAGGCAAUCAAGACGAUAUUCAAGUACCUGAACGACCCAGAUGGCGCCGCCCCCUUCCUCUCCCGCGCCGUGGAGCCGCUCACCGACCCCGCCUCGCAGCUGGUGCCGCUGGACCCGCUGCUGGCGCUGCUCAUGGCGGAGUACCAGAAGAGGUGGGAGCGCAGCGGAGCGCACCUGCGCGCCCUCUUCCGCGCCGGUGACGUGGACGACGACGGGCUGGUGGGGUACGACGAAUUCGCCGCCAUCGUACGGCAGCUGCUGCCGGGAUCUGAAAGUACGGCAAGCGCGGAUCGUACGAUUGGCAAGAUGUACGGCGAGGCCAUGCGGCGGCUGGCUGAGGGGCAGGUGCUGGUGGACGUGGACACCUUCCUAUCGGUGGCUCGAUCCUUCGGCUUGGACCGCUGGCGAGUGGAGGCCGCCCCCCUCCCCCAGUCGCACCUCUCCCUCUCCGCGCACCCCAGUGCGGCCCUCCUCAACAUCCCCGGACUCACCAGCGCCUACAACCUCAGCCUACCCGGCCUGCCCGGCAACGCCACCUACCCCCAGCAGCCCUCCCCCUCCCCCUCCACCACCGCCACCGGCACCGGCUCGCGUCCCACCACCAAUACGACCGUUCUGGAGUCCUCCGCGACGAGUGGGAGUCCGCGUGCCGGCAUGGGGGCGGGAAGGCGGCAGCAGCUGGCGGGCACGUCGCGAGGGGUCCUGGCGGCGACGGCGAGUGGGACGGCGCUAGGGGUUGGGGGAGCAGGAGGAGGAGGAGGAGGCAAGGGUGGGGGUGGAGGUGGGGGGAAUACGCCGUCGAAUCUUCGGAAGACGGAGAGUGUGGUUGGGUUGAACGAGCAGGACAGGACGCUGCUGCGUGUGCUGGAUGGCGCACUGGAUGCACUGGAGCCGGCCCUGGAGGACCAGGUGGAGCAGCUGCUGGAGCGGUUGCGCGGUGCGGUGGCGGCGGCGCAGCAGCAGCAGGCGGCGGCCGCUGCGGCGGUGGCGGCACUGCCGGGUCUGGAGCUGGGGCCCAGUGCGCGGGAGCUGUCGGCGGCGGUGACGGAGGAGGGAGCGCUGAUCUCCAAGCUUCAGUCCCAGUACUCGCACUUCCGCUCCGUGUACGGCGAGCGCACCGACCCCGCGGCAGCCUGGCUGGCCUUCCGCAUGCUCAUGGCCACACUGGCAGCGGCAGCGCAGGGCGCCCGACCCCGUCUGGGCACCGCGCAGGGCCACCGCCCCGGCAGCGGCUCCACCCGCAACGGCGUGGUGGUGGGCUGGGCGGGCACCCGGUCCGCCCUGCGGCUGGCGGUGCCCGCGCUGCCCUUCAGAGCCGGCAGCAGCCCCCUCGCAAAGCACCACUCGCAGCAGAGCGGGCUGGGACCGCUGGGGGGAGCGGGAGGAGUAGGAGCGGGAGGCGGAGGAGGAGGGGGAG
Astrephomene gubernaculifera is the source of this 4202-nucleotide messenger RNA. NCBI's taxonomy places the organism in Eukaryota, Viridiplantae, Chlorophyta, Chlorophyceae, Chlamydomonadales, Astrephomenaceae. The record is from the annotation of a GenBank genome assembly.